AUGAGCGCACCAUCUGAAGCAGAGAGACGUGAGCAGGUGCUGUCAGAUUACAGGAAAAAGCUCCUGAAGCACAAAGAAGUCGACACAAAAGUUCGAUCGCUGCGUGAGACCGUCAAGGAGCUAAAGAAGGAGUACGACAAGACUGAGGACGAUCUGAAGGCGCUGCAGAGCGUGGGGCAGAUCAUCGGCGAGGUGCUGCGGCAGCUGGACGAGGAGCGAUUCAUCGUCAAAGCCAGCAGUGGCCCCCGAUAUGUCGUCGGCUGCCGGAACAAAGUGGACAAGGCAAAGCUGACUGCGGGCACACGCGUCGCACUGGACAUGACCACGCUCACUAUCAUGCGCAUGCUGCCGCGCGAGGUGGACCCUAUGGUGUUCAACAUGCUGCAGGAGGACCCCGGCAAGGUGGACUACAGCAGUAUUGGAGGGCUGAGCGAGCAGAUUCGCGAGCUGCGCGAGAGCAUCGAGCUGCCGCUCAUGAACCCGGAGCUCUUCAUCCGGGUUGGCAUCAACCCCCCAAAGGGCGUGCUGCUGUACGGCCCUCCGGGUACCGGCAAGACGUUGCUGGCCAAGGCAAUCGCCUGCAACAUCGAUGCCAACUUCCUCAAGGUUGUGUCGAGCGCAAUCGUGGACAAGUACAUUGGCGAGAGCGCUCGUGUGAUCCGCGAGAUGUUUGGGUACGCGCGCGACCACCAGCCCUGUGUCAUCUUUAUGGAUGAGAUUGACGCCAUUGGCGGCCGCCGCUUCAGCGAGGGCACCAGUGCAGACCGCGAAAUCCAGCGCACUCUCAUGGAGCUGCUGAGCCAGCUGGACGGCUUCGAUGUUGUUGGAAAGGUCAAGAUGAUCAUGGCCACCAACCGCCCCGACGUCCUGGACCCCGCUUUGAUGCGACCGGGACGGCUGGACCGCAAGAUUGAGAUCCCUCUGCCCAACGAGCAGGCGCGGCUGGAGAUCCUCAAAAUCCACAGUAGCAAGCUGGCCAAGAAGGUUGGCGAGGAGUUUGACUGGGAGGCAAUUGUGAAGCUGGGGGAGGGCUUCAACGGUGCCGACAUGCGCAACAUCUGCACAGAGGCGGGCCUGUUUGCGAUCAGGGCUGAGCGCGACUACGUGGUGCAGGAGGACUUUAUGAAGGCGGUCCGCAAGCUGGCAGACACCAAGAAGCUGGAGAGCCAACUCAACAGCGAAUGGACGGACUCAAAAUAG
This is a messenger RNA of Monoraphidium neglectum, 1200 nucleotides long. RefSeq names its product 26S proteasome regulatory subunit T4. Gene Ontology annotation, molecular function: ATP hydrolysis activity; ATP binding; proteasome-activating activity. Lineage: Eukaryota; Viridiplantae; Chlorophyta; Chlorophyceae; Sphaeropleales; Selenastraceae. The record is from RefSeq and is a predicted model, not a curated record. Bases 1 to 1200 code for a protein of 399 amino acids. Gene Ontology annotation, cellular component: cytosolic proteasome complex; proteasome regulatory particle, base subcomplex. The transcript has 7 exons. Gene Ontology annotation, biological process: positive regulation of RNA polymerase II transcription preinitiation complex assembly.